Molecule: messenger RNA, 372 nt
Organism: Zychaea mexicana
Lineage: Eukaryota; Fungi; Mucoromycota; Mucoromycetes; Mucorales; Lichtheimiaceae
Exons: 7
Coding region: 1-372 (123 amino acids)
Source: RefSeq, a predicted model, not a curated record
AUGUAUCAUAGAAACGAUGCCAAAAUAAAACUUGUUCUCGCUAACUUUAACCCUUACUAUUUCCACACGAAGUUUGACAUUUUACGCUAUGAAACUAUUGGUGGUCUACUAUUAAAUCAAUUCCGCACUAUGGUAGUAACAAUUGAUGGUGGCAGUGGCAGAUACAAGGAAAACCUGAGCAUAGACAUCACCAAAGACGCAGGAAAUCGGCUACGAGCUAGCUGGACGAUGCUGGAGAUGCCAAAGGCCGCAUGCAGGGAGCGUGCACAAUGCGGCACACAGAAGUUGAAUGAUGAGCGGGCACAACAGCAGGAAAUACAGCAAGAUCACGACUGCGGUGGACAUGUCUUGCCAACACCUGCGGACGAUUAA